Molecule: messenger RNA, 477 nt
Organism: Funneliformis mosseae
Lineage: Eukaryota; Fungi; Glomeromycota; Glomeromycetes; Glomerales; Glomeraceae
Source: the annotation of a GenBank genome assembly
AUGCUUCUUGCAAAAUACACUGAUGAUAUUGUGUCUUUAGUUGAAAAGUUAUCAUCUGUCUUUGAUCAUUCAAAUUCUACAAUGCACCAUUUAUUUGAAAAUGCAUCAGAAAUUAAUGAAAAGGGUAUUAAAAAUAUUCUUUCUUUUUAUGAGUUUAACAAAUCACGUUUUCAACAAAUUCUUAUGCAGAAUGUAUACAAAACUGAAUCUCAGAUAACUUAUACUUUGUCAUCAUUGCAACAGGUAUUACUUUCUGAUACUAGCCAUUCAAGAAAGAUACGUUGUAUUACUACAAAUGUAGAAAAAGCUAUACUUGACCAAUUAUUUGAAUUUGAAGAAAAACCACCUGAAACUGUAAUAUUAAAAGUAUUAUCAAAGCUUCAAGCUAUCUCUUCAGAUUGGACGGCUGAAAGAGUCAAACAAAUCCAGAAUUCUAAUACUAUGAUAUUUUACACAUCCUUUGAAAUCCCUUAUUAG